UCUCUCUCUCUCUCUCGCGCUCAAGAACGAACGAGCAUAGGCUCUGUAUUCUGUGUCGCAAUGUCUCCACGGGCAGAAUUUCUGAAGGAAAUACAAAUGACAAAUGAAUGAACGACGCCAACGACUGAACUGCAACAAAGGACAAUCUCACAGGAGAAGAAAUGAGAAGAAACGGGUGAGCAUAUGAUUUCAACAAGCAGUCACAGCAAUAGGCAGUUUCACUAUAGGGCAGACUGCCACUAUGGUGCCUCUACUCCAACUCUUUCUUUUAAUGCCUUUAAUUAAGCCAAUCACAAAUCAUGUCCAUGGAAACUCUCUUUCACCUCUGACCACUCAUUCAAAUCACAGCCUGUUUUCUCAGACUGACGUGCUUGUCAGAAAAACCGAUCAUAGAUUGAAAGCCAAUGCUGCGUUAGAAACUGUAAAACCAUUUCUUCAUGGCUUCUAUCAGAAAAGUGUCAUUAAAUCAAGUGGAGAUUCAAAUGAAUGGACUGAAAGCAGAAACACUGAGGACACAUUGUCAGAAAAAACAUCACGUACUGACAUAACUGGGUCAAGAAGUACAUUUUUAUUAUCACCCAAAAACAGAGUCAAAAGAGGUUCUACCCAAAAUGUCAUACCACAAAAUGCCGCUGGAAAAGAAAAGGAGACUGCUGAUAAUACAGAAUUCAAAGAGAAAGACUUGUCAACAGUUGGGCCAGGUGAUAUGUUAAUACCCAGAGAAACUGGCUUUGUUCGGUCAUCAACAGAGGCUUUAAAAUCUCUUGAUAAACAGCAUACCCAGUACAGAAUGCAAGUUCAGACUGCUCAUAGUGUGCUGGCUAGUUUGGCCACAGUACAAAUAAAUCCAACAAUCAACUCUUCAUUCAAGACCAGCCCUUCUACAACUUCACCACCUAAUGAAAACGCUGUAGACACUACAAGUAGGAUGAUCCAAUUGGAUGCCAACAGGACUCGACUGGAAAUAGGUAGGUUGGGGACAACCACUACAGCUAAAAUUCAGCCAAAAAGACAGUUUACCACUUUACAAUCACAUAUUGAAACCACCUCUUUUAGCACAAGUACAACCAAUCUACAACUAGAGGCACCAUCACCAGGAGUGGACAUCAUCACUUCCAACAAUUCACAACCAGAAAGCACUUCACAGUCAACAAAAUCAGCAAAAAUACCCAAUGACCAUUCAAAGGAGCCAGGAACUAAAGGAACAGUGACCGAUAUAAAGAACACUAAAGGUAUACCAACUUUUCUAAGGACUGCCUCCCCUCUCCCGACUAGACAUGGCCAUUUUGUAUUCUCAGAAAAUGAUGGAAGAUUUACAGAGAAAGACCAGUCAGUCUCACAAGGAAUAGCCCCAUCUCUGAAGUCAAACCCUGCCUCUCCAACCUAUGCCCUACCCAAGGACCUCUGUGCUACUGGUGUGGGUCCCUGUGUUUUUUCCAAAGAUCAAAACGAUGAAAAAUAUGGCGCAACAAAUGGGAGCUUUUUAGUGUGGGCGGACUUAAAACGCACACUUUCAUUUGCAUGGGAGCUGCAUGUAUUUGGUUCUGCUGCCCUUUUCCUUCUACUGACUGCUGGCUCAGCCCUUGGUUUAGCAUUAUCUCCCAGCUUGUACUGCCCUCACCGUGGUGAAUUGGUACUCACCAAUAGCCUCUUGCUAGUAGUAGGUGCAGUUAGAGCAGGCCACUUCUUGCUCGACCCAUAUGGGACUCGGCUCCUCCUGCCACUUCCUAUCGUAAUAGGUUUAUACACGCUGCCGUUACCACUAUUAAUCCUGGCACAGGCUGCAUUAGUGAUACUGGUACUAAAAGAGACAGGGGUAACCUGGAUUCCACCAACACUUCAGCGCCCCCCUCUGUUAGGAGUGUUAGCUGUUUUCCAAUGCACUCUCCUUCUUGCUGCAGACUUACUUUCCCCUGCACUUUCUCCUGCUGUUCCCAUUGUACUACAGAGCCUCACGCUGACUGCAGGCCUCGUACUGUGUUUAGGCUACCUUUUCUUGGCACUGCCGUGCUUCUCUCACACACAUGCAGCUCGGAGAGGAAAUAAGGGAAAGGGCGAAGGAAAGGUGCGGGUUUUAGCACGAGUACUGGCAGUGUGUGCUUUUCUUGGGGCGCUGUGCUGUCUGUUGCACAUUUAUGCCUGCUUGUGGCUGUAUGGACUACUAGGAGACUGGAGGCGCUUCCGUUGGGCAUGGUGGCUCUGUCAGUUCUGGGUACGACUGUUGGAGCUUGCCUGGGCUUUCUGCCUGCUUCUGAUGUCUUCCUGGGUCUUUUGGAGACCCAACCAAGGCCACAUAUGUGGAGCACCAAGACAGGAAGGAGCUGCCACAGAAAGCUUGCCCUCACCCUCUCAGUCAUCAAACUCUACCAGCAGACAUACAUGCUGGGCGAAGAUUGUGCAGAGCCUCAAGGUAAGGCAACAAAGGAAAUCUGAAAGCAAUGGGAUUGCAGGGUCAAAUAGUGGUGCAGUGGCCGGAAAGUUGCCUAAUAACUGGGCAGGACAGGAGCUAUCAGGGGCAGACAUUAGCAAGAGCCUCAUACGAAAUCGUGAUCCACUCAAAGACAGCAAUAAUUUACGCAAUCUGAAAAGAUUUGCAGGGGGCUCUGCAGGUUCACUGCUAAGACUGCAGGCACUUGCUCAGCCAUCUCAGCACCUCAGUAGCAGUUUGGACAGGGACAAGGAGUCAGCCAUCUCACUCUGCGAUUUUGACCUGCGCCCUCCAACCCCAAUUGACCUCAGCCGCAGUAUUGAUGAGGCACUUCAUCGUGAGCAUCUAUUAAGGGGUGAAAGUUUGUUCCAGCCACUGCGACCACCAUCACUUCCUCCAUCUCCACACCUGUGGAUGCGACAGAAUAGUGAGCCCCAAAUCACACUGUCAUUGAGCAGUGAUGAACACACAUUGUUCUCAGAGUCCUCCGCAGGUCUGGAUCGCUCCAUUCCUAGUGCUGUGCCCAGCCGACAAGUCACAGCCCCCCCUACACCCACUCAUCAGGGCUUCCGUUGGGUCUCUGAGGCACAAGUGCCUUCCUCUUUGUCCUGCCCGGUCUCACUGCACCCUUCCCCAAGCACAAGUCAUGCCCUUGUGCCCAGCGCAGAAAACACAAGGCCGUUUCUAACCCCUGACCUUGAAAGUUUGUAAUCAAAUACCAGAGGGGGGCAAAGUUACCUGAAAGUCACUCGAAAUGAUGACUCAGCCAGUGUCAGCAGUGACAUUAUUGACCUUUGAACAUGUUAUGACUCACAGCAACUCCAGAUUAUAACACAUUCACAUUCUCCAAAAAGUAGAGAUUAUACAUUUAAUAAUGACUUGCAGUCUAAUUGUUGUAUAAUGGCACUUAAAGGGAAGAGGAACACAUUGUUGCAAGUGGCUCAUUCUAAUUUUUUCUUUCAAAAGUCUUGUUUACAGUAAUACAUAUACUAUAGAUGUCUAUGGGUCUUCCUUAUCUGACACACUCAGUUCAGUUCAUGGAGCUCUCACCUAACGAGCUGA
This is a messenger RNA of Sinocyclocheilus rhinocerous, 3490 nucleotides long. RefSeq lists its product as uncharacterized. The transcript has 4 exons. NCBI's taxonomy places the organism in Eukaryota, Metazoa, Chordata, Actinopteri, Cypriniformes, Cyprinidae. Bases 242 to 3139 code for a protein of 965 amino acids. The record is from RefSeq and is a predicted model, not a curated record.